Drosophila arizonae is the source of this 1309-nucleotide messenger RNA. Its product is annotated as type-1 angiotensin II receptor-associated protein. The record is from RefSeq and is a predicted model, not a curated record. Gene Ontology annotation, biological process: angiotensin-activated signaling pathway. NCBI's taxonomy places the organism in Eukaryota, Metazoa, Arthropoda, Insecta, Diptera, Drosophilidae. Gene Ontology annotation, cellular component: plasma membrane.
UAAAUAAAUAUUUUUUUUGAUUGUUAUUCAUAAAAUAGUGAAAUAAAGUCAAUCAACCAGUAAAUGAAACUGCAUAAACAUUUUUUUUUUGUGUGUGCUAUUCCCUCCCAGCUGAUACGUUGCAUUCGUUGACACUUGUGGCGCACUUUGUGCAUUGUUGUUGUUGUCGUUGUUGAUAUUGAUGGAAUUUUUGGAAAUUCUCCUAGUUGAAUUUGAUUAAGUGCUGCACUUGUGUGUUAUUGUUGUUGCUAUUGUUAUUUUCUGGUGCUUACGCCCUACGAUAAAAGCGGCUGCAAUCGUUAAAAAUAAUUGUGCAAAAAAUACAACAACAACAAAAGAACCGAGAUUGAAGACCAACAAGUGCGCGGCUACAAUUGCAUACUGUCCAUGUGUGCGUGUACGUGUGUGUGAGAGCGUGCGUUUGUGUAUUUAUAGCAGCAGCGUGUUUGCGUGUGUGCGUGUGUGUGUCAACGUGCCUGCGUGUUGGACUCUUUUUGGCAAAGUGCGUUCAACCAAUCAAAAGUGAAAUAGAAUUUGACAACAACAGCAACGAGUAAAAAGUGGAACAGAACUAAAAUAACGGAACAGCUGGCAAACAGGCAAACAGCGCAGUCAAUAGUGACAGUGUCAACGACAGCGACAGCAGCAACGGUUGUUGUCUACUCCUUCUUCUAUUCCUAUUUACUCUUGCUUGGCAACAGGUGUCGACGGCUGCGCAGCUGCAUUUGCUAAAGCGACAAAAUGACCGAUUUAAAUGAACUCAUGAGCUCCCAAUUUGUGCGCGUCAAGGUCGUUGCCUUUGUGCAUUUCGUCUUCAUAUCGAAUGCAAUGCUCGGCACUUGGGGUCAUGGCGCCUACGAGUUCUACAAUUUCCUGUUCAUCAUCUCCAUGUUCUGGGCGAUACACAGCAAGGAUUCCAUUGAGGCGGUGCAAACGGCGCUUGUGAUCGAUGCCUUAAGCAUAUUCUUUGAUAUAGUGAGCAUUAUCAUUAGUUUCGACUUUAUGAAUGGCUGGGCCGUGGCAUUUACCAUUAUCAAUCUCAUAUUGCGUCCGCUGAGCGUCGCCCUGCUCUAUCGGGAGUUCAAUACGCGCGGCGGCAGCCUGCAGAGCGGCUCCGUCUUUCCAACCAAUCAGCAGCGCAGCUACCAGGACAUAGAUCGUCCCACGCAGCCGACACCGACCAACUCGCAGCCGGGACCCAAUGUGGCGAGCAUUUUCUAAGCUGGAGUCAACCUUCGGAGGCCCAAUAGCAAGUCGAAAGCGAAAACUAAUACGCCCCAUCAUAUACUCCUCCGGGCAGAGAAAGCAC